UACAAUACGCGCAGCUUCUGGGUUCUGGCUAUGUCAGUAGUCCGGCCACGACGGUGCGCCUGCUUGUCCGCCACGUGGACCUGUGUGGUGGUCCUCGCUUUAUGCUUAGCUGCUCUUGGCAGAAUUGACGGCAAUGAGAACGGAGGUCGGCUCUGCACAGGCCCUGGAUGUGUUGACGGGGUCGACCCCUCAUACCAGGAUGAAGUGACCAGGAUACGCCGUACUAUCGAUGACAACGAAAUAUCUCAGGACACCGACGCGUUCCACUGGAAACUUGGUGACAUCGGCAUCGUAUCUGACAAACUGAGCGUUUAUAAGGAUAGCGAAGGCGACUACAAGGCAGUUGAAGAUGUGAAAUUUGAAUCUGAUAACGCGGAUGGCGCUCUUGAGAGUACAUACACUAUUGAUUUGCAGCCUCAGGACUCAAAGAGUGUUGGUAACAAACAGAAAAUCGUUUACAGUUACCCGUAUGUCGUCUUUCGGAGAAUCGGUGAUGGGAGGAAGGUGGUGGGUAACGAAGAUGCGAUUUACAAGGACGGCACCUCGUACGUUGUAUUUGGAAAUUCUGACGAAGGCACUGAACAUCAUGACGGAUGGGAGUCCGAAAAUGUUCACUCACAUUCAGCCAGUGACAAAACUGGGAGCGGAGAAAUGUUCCACGAUAUUCUGAAUGACUUCUUGAAAACCAUAACAUCCAUAAAUCUCACUCCACAUGAAGAGUCAACACCAACCAUAACAUCCAUAAAUCUUACUCCACGUGAAGAGUCAACACCAGACAAACGAAACGAAAUGUCGAAUGCCGUGAAGGUAGCGCUUGAAAUAAUAAAGGAGCUGUUUACCAACCCCAGUGAGAUGCAGAAAAACGUCGGCAGUGUUCCCAGGGAGUCUAUAAAUUCAGGAACCUUUCUUAACGGAAUGUAUCGUGGCUACACAAGCCCAUUUGGCGGGUACUGGAGCCCAUGGGGAUGGCAGAGUGCGUCUGAGCCAUCAGGUGACGUCUCGAUCAUUGACAGGCUGCUGGCAAGUAUGAUAUCCGGUAUGCUGGAAGAUGCGAUGCCCUGGAAACCCUCAAGGGCCAGCAGCAUGUCUUCGUGGUGUCCUUUUACGGAAAUACGGCGCCUACCAGAAGCUCAACCCUCUGAAGGACUCGUACCCCCAGAGCUUAUGUGGCUGAUCGCUAUGACGGAAUCACUGCCAUUGGAAACACAAACACAGCGAUGAUGAAGCAUAAUUGUAAACAAGUAACAUAAUUGCCUCUCAACACAAUAAGUGUAUGACACUGCGUGUAAAAGAAAGUGCCCGAAACAGAUCAUGUGGGACGAUUCCAGUUCGUGACUUUUUUUAUUGUACACCUUUACUACAAAUUACUGGAAAUGACAUUUGCCUUUUUUCAUUCAUACCUGUGUAUACAAUAAAUUA
Messenger RNA from Schistocerca serialis cubense, 1419 nucleotides. RefSeq lists its product as uncharacterized. The coding region runs from base 31 to 1221 and encodes 396 amino acids. The transcript is spliced from 3 exons. Lineage: Eukaryota; Metazoa; Arthropoda; Insecta; Orthoptera; Acrididae. The record is from RefSeq and is a predicted model, not a curated record.